Macrosiphum euphorbiae (potato aphid) is the source of this 372-nucleotide messenger RNA. Lineage: Eukaryota; Metazoa; Arthropoda; Insecta; Hemiptera; Aphididae. The record is from the annotation of a GenBank genome assembly.
AUGAAGAUAAAUCUAUACUUGAGUUCACUCCUUUUGACAUUACUCAUCAAAAUUGUAACAUCUGAUUUGAAACUACCACCUCAACAAUACUGUGGUUCUAGAUUGGCAGACAUAAUGCAAGUGGUAUGUAAAAACAGGUACAAUACCCCACCUCCACCAAAUGGGACAAAAAGAAGUAAAAUGGAUUCAGAAGUAUGGGAUUACAAGGACCUAGAAGACUAUAAUGCAAUUGACUAUCCAUACCAAUCUAGGCAAGAUUCAAUGUCAUUUAUGCCUACACGUAUACUACGCUCUUCUAAAAGAACGAUCAUCGAUGAAUGUUGUCGCAGACCCUGCUUAAUAUCUGAACUAAAAAGUUAUUGUGCUAAUUAA